AUGGAAGCGAUCAAAGAUAGCAAGGAACCGCUUGACUUCUGGUCGUGGUGGAACGACUUAAUGUCAUGCGGGUGUGGAGGGAGAGCAGGAGAGACCAAGUUCACUCCUCCUAGCGUCUCCACCAGCAAGAUGGAUUUCAACACUCUGCAACCCAACAGAGGUUCCGUCGGCUUGAUCCUUCAGAAACGCAACAACGAGUAUGCAAACUUGGAUGUCUCGUUGUGUCAUUCGAAGAUUAACUUGUUCCCUAGCCAUGGCGGAAUGCGAGUGGUUGCGAUUGCAGCAGAUGGGCCGGCAAGGAGGUGCGGGGUGAUCAAGACAGGCAUGCUCGUGAAUGUCAUCGAUGGGACGCCCGUCGCAGACCUGACAGAAGACGAGGCACGUCAUUCUCCUUGCUCGCGAGUUGAGACUACUGGGCAGUUCUUCGACGUCUCGUUGGUUCGCGAGGUCUUGACUUCUGGCGCUCGCUUCUCUUUCCCGGGCAUGUCGCGCUCGGGCAGAAACAUUCGGAUUUAG
Messenger RNA from Guillardia theta CCMP2712, 516 nucleotides. RefSeq lists its product as hypothetical. The transcript is spliced from 4 exons. Bases 1 to 516 code for a protein of 171 amino acids. The record is from RefSeq and is a predicted model, not a curated record. Gene Ontology annotation, molecular function: protein binding. Lineage: Eukaryota; Cryptophyceae; Pyrenomonadales; Geminigeraceae.